Messenger RNA from Penicillium malachiteum, 855 nucleotides. Its product is annotated as MAM33 family protein. NCBI's taxonomy places the organism in Eukaryota, Fungi, Ascomycota, Eurotiomycetes, Eurotiales, Aspergillaceae. The transcript has 3 exons. The record is from RefSeq and is a predicted model, not a curated record. The coding region runs from base 1 to 855 and encodes 284 amino acids. Gene Ontology annotation, cellular component: mitochondrial matrix. Gene Ontology annotation, biological process: cytosolic ribosome assembly.
AUGCUUUCACUUCGCGCUUUCUCCCGUUCCAUUCCCCGGGUUUCCCGCUCCGUCGCCCGCACCUCCCUGCGCCCGGCCGUUCUCCCUAAGUCUAUUGCCCAGCCCUGGAAGCAGGCUUCCAAGCCCAUCUACGCCUCCUUCUCUACUUCCAGCGCAUUCCGUGAGCCCGCUGCUGAAGGUGACAUCGAGCUUCUUGCCAAGCUCGACGAGGAAGUUAAGCAUGAGAAGGCCUCCGGCGCUGAGGAUGCUAAGGAGCAGAAGACCAGCAUUGACUACACCCUGAAGGCUGGCGAGUGGGAGGUUAAGGAUAUCGCCGGCGAGCAGGAGGUCGUCCUGACCAAGAAGUUUGGCAACGAGAAGAUCCGCGUCACCUUCACCGUCGCUGAUAUUAACAACCUCUCCGAGGACCCCAUGGAUGACCUGCACGAUGAUGCCCUCUCCGACGAGGCCGAGUUCCAGCAGAGCUCCCGCGAUAUUGAGUCCGAGGAUGACAUCCUCCCCCCUACCUUCCCUGCCCGCCUGAGCAUCGCCAUUGAGAAGGCCAACAGCGGCGCUCUCCUUAUCCAGGCCGUCAUCCAGGAUGGUGACCUUCAGGUCGAGGAGAUCUCCCACUUCAAGGAUGCCGAGAUCGCUCACUCCCAGACCGCUGAGAAGGACUGGACUCGCCAGAGCCUCUACGCCGGUCCUCCUGCUGAGAACCUCGACCCCGAGCUCCUUGCCUUCUGGGGCCGCUACCUCGAGGAGCGUGGCAUGAACGUUGAGUUCCAGACCAUGGUCACCGACUACAUUGCUUACAAGGAGCAGAAGGAGUACGUCUCUUGGUUGGAGAACGUUCGCAAGUUCAUUGCUGCUUAA